Messenger RNA from Cylindrotheca closterium, 294 nucleotides. Lineage: Eukaryota; Bacillariophyta; Bacillariophyceae; Bacillariales; Bacillariaceae. The record is from the annotation of a GenBank genome assembly.
AUGAGCCUGGAAGAAAAGGUUGCCAAGCUUCAAGCUGCCACUGAUGAAGCAAAAGCUCAAAUUCCUGUCGCCAAACAAGCGCUGGAUAUGGCGCAGAAACAAUUGGCGGACGCCAAGGCAAAAUACCAGAGUCUCUCACCCGAAAAGCAAGCAACCUUGCAAGUCAAUGAUACAGAACUACCAGAACUGAUUGAAACGGAAUUACGGGCUCAAAAUGUCUAUGAUACAGUCCUUUCAAAACAUGCAACGAAUGAGCGGUACCUCGCAGCCUUCAAACAGAAGCUGGGUCAAUAG